AUGAAGACCUGCAUCCCAUUUGUGUUUUUUUUGGGUUUGUCCUGUGCUCUCCCAGUAACCAGGUAUCAAAAUUCUGGAUCUGAGAGCUCUGAAGAGUGGAAGGGUCAUUUGACUCACACACCAACACCACCUUUGGAGAGCAUUGAGUCAUCAGAAGAAAGAGAUCUUAACUCAGAGGAACAGGCAAACGAAGAUCCCAGUGACAGUACCGAUUCAGAGGAGGGUCCUGAUAAUCAUCAAUAUGUAUAUAGAUCAGCUGGUGGCAUCUCUAGAAGCAGAGAUGAUAAAGAUGAUGAUGAAGAUGACAGUGGAGAUGACACCUUUGGCGAUGAUGACAAUGGUCUAGGAUCUGAAGAGGGUCAAGGAGGCAACUCCAGUUUUAGAAGUGAUGAAGACUCAGCUGACACCACACAGUCCAGGGAGGAUAGCACCCCAGAUACUACCAGUGAGAGCAGGGACCAUGACAGUGAGGAUGAGAUGCACAACAGCCCCCAUGGAGUUGACUCCCCCCAAGAGAGUCAGAGUGAGGAGAACAGGAUGGGAGGCAGCAGUGAGGGGGACAGUAGCCAUGGGGAUGGCUCUGAGUUUGAUGAUGAAGGAAUGCAGAGUGAUGAUCCAGAGGGCAGCAGAAGUGAGAGAAGGAGCUCCAGAAUGAAUAGUGCUGGUGUCAAAUCAAAAGAGUCAAAAAGGAACAACACACAGCAGGUAGGUCCUACAGAUUCUGGGGAUAGCCAAUCAGCAGAUCAUCCCAGCAGGAAAUUUUUCAGGAAGUCCCGCAUUUCUGAGGAAGACAUUAGAGGUGAGCUUGAUGACAGCCACACAACGGAAGAUGUCAAGAGUGACUCCACAGAAAGCAUCAACACCAAAGAAUCUGGCUUCAGUCUGUCCAGCGAGAAGAGUGAGAGUGAAUCUCGAGAAAACAGUGAGGAGAAUCAGUCCCCGGAAGACAGUGAAAAUAUCCAGAACUCCAGCAGUGAGUCUAGUGAAGAGGUUGACCUGCCAUCCCUAGAAAGCAGUGAGUCUCAGGAAGAGGUGAGUGAGUCCAGGGGCGAUAAUCCAGAUAAUACCACCAGUCAAUCAGAUCAGGAAGAGAGUGAAUCCAGCGAAGAAGACAGCUUGAAUAAACCCUCUGAUUCAGAAAGCGAAUCCAGAGAGAAGCAAGCUGACAGUGAAUCAGAUGAGAGCCUCAGAACCUCAGAGCAAAGCUCGGAGUCCACUGAGGAAAACAGUUCUAGCCAAGAGGAGCUCCAAUCUGACAGCGCCUCAGCAGAGAGCCAGAGUGAUGAAAGCCAGUCUGAGCAGAAAAGCCGGUCUGAGGAGGAAGAUAGUGAUUCUCAGGACAGCAGCAAGUCACAAGAAGAGAGCAACUCGACUGAGAGUGAAUCAAGCAGCGAGGAAGAUGGCCGCUCCAAAAACCCUGAGCGGGAAAGCAGAAAGUUAAUGGUUGAUGCUUAUCAUAACAAACCCAUUGGGGAUCAAGAUGAUAACGACUGCCAAGAUGGCUACUAGUGUCAGCUUUCCCGAGAAGUGGCCCACACAGUCUAGGGAGCUAGA
Condylura cristata (star-nosed mole) is the source of this 1554-nucleotide messenger RNA. RefSeq names its product dentin matrix acidic phosphoprotein 1 (gene DMP1). The record is from RefSeq and is a predicted model, not a curated record. Gene Ontology annotation, cellular component: extracellular matrix. The transcript has 5 exons. The coding region runs from base 1 to 1509 and encodes 502 amino acids. Gene Ontology annotation, biological process: ossification; extracellular matrix organization. Gene Ontology annotation, molecular function: extracellular matrix binding. Lineage: Eukaryota; Metazoa; Chordata; Mammalia; Eulipotyphla; Talpidae.